Molecule: messenger RNA, 489 nt
Organism: Diatraea saccharalis (sugarcane borer)
Lineage: Eukaryota; Metazoa; Arthropoda; Insecta; Lepidoptera; Crambidae
Source: the annotation of a GenBank genome assembly
AUGUAUGUUUUAGGCAAAGAAUGUUUGGUGAUAUUUAUAAAAUACGGUAUCCUACUGGCGACGGGCGGAGGCGCGUUUGGAUGUUUCACCAAUAACGACAACCUCUGGAGCAUCGUGCAGCAAGCGGGGGCUCACACAGGGGACAGAGCCUGGAGACUGCCGCUGUGGAACUACUACCACCGACAGAUCACAGAUGACCCGGCGGUAGAUCUCCGCAAUCAAGGGUCCGGAAAAGCCACUCCUUGUAUCGGUGCCGCUUUCCUUCGGAACUUCGUGUGCGGCGAGUGGGUGCACAUGGACAUAACGGGCGUGGGCAAGGUGUCGCACGCGGGCGCGCCGUACCUGGCGCCGCGCCGCAUGUCGGGCCGCCCCGCGCGCACGCUCGCGCGAACGCUGGAACACAUCGCCGACGCGUGCGCCAACGCCAACGCCAACGCCAACGCCACACCCAAACGCAAACCCGAAUCCGACCAGAAAGACAGACAGUGA